Exophiala bonariae is the source of this 309-nucleotide messenger RNA. RefSeq lists its product as uncharacterized. NCBI's taxonomy places the organism in Eukaryota, Fungi, Ascomycota, Eurotiomycetes, Chaetothyriales, Herpotrichiellaceae. The record is from RefSeq and is a predicted model, not a curated record. The transcript has a single exon. The coding region runs from base 1 to 309 and encodes 102 amino acids.
AUGGCUACCUCCCUUCACAAGUCUAUCUCUAGCGCAGUCUCUUUGAAGCUGCGGGCACCAUCUCAGACUAGCAGUGCUAUUGCUGUCAAAAAUGGAAUCGCUAGCCACCAUCCCAUCGACACCAUUAGAUCGGAAAUCGGAAAUCGCCAACAACCUCAAGCCAGCUCUUCUAGAAAGGAAAAGGAUGAUUUGGUCGCUGUCAAGCGGUGGUUGGUGGAGCGACCUGUUGAAGAGGCCUGGAAUCACAUUGCGAGAACUCAGCAAGACCUGGUUGCCUUGCGUGUCAAAGUGGGACAAGUCAAGCUGUGA